AUGUCUGCCGCUACCGCAUCCCCUGCUGUCGACCAGCUGGCGUCCGACCUUAACAAGGCCUCUCUGAAUGGCGGCGACGCAAAUGGCGCCACCGCCAUCAACACUGAUGUCUCCACCGUCGGAUCAGAGGACCCUGAUACCGCUGGACCUACCCCAAGCUCUGCCGCUCCCCAUCCGCAAGCUUCUGCCUCCCUCUAUGUCGGCGAGCUCGACCCUUCCGUCACCGAGGCUAUGCUCUUCGAGCUCUUCUCUCAAAUUGGUUCUGUUGCCUCCAUCCGUGUCUGCCGUGAUGCCGUGACUCGCCGCUCCCUCGGAUAUGCCUACGUCAACUACAACACCACUGCCGAUGGCGAGAAGGCUCUCGAGGAGUUGAACUACACUCUCAUCAAAGGUCGUCCCUGCCGUAUUAUGUGGUCUCAGCGUGAUCCCGCUCUCCGAAAGACUGGCCAAGGCAAUGUCUUCAUCAAGAACUUGGACACUGCUAUUGAUAACAAGGCUCUUCAUGAUACCUUUGCCGCAUUCGGUAACAUUCUGAGCUGCAAGGUCGCGCAAGACGAAUCUGGAGCCUCCAAGGGUUACGGUUUCGUUCACUACGAGACUGAUGAGGCUGCCAGCCAAGCUAUCAAGCACGUUAAUGGCAUGCUUUUGAAUGAGAAGAAGGUUUUCGUUGGUCACCACAUCCCCAAGAAGGACCGCCAGAGCAAGUUCGAGGAAAUGAAGGCAAACUUCACAAACAUCUAUGUCAAGAAUAUCCCUACCGAGGUUACUGAUGAAGAGUUCCGUGAGCUGUUCGAAAAGUUUGGUGAUGUUACAUCUGCAUCUCUCGCUCGUGAUCAGGAGAGCGGCAAGAGCCGCGGCUUCGGUUUCGUGAACUUUAUCAACCACGAGCAUGCCUCCGUUGCAGUUGAUGACUUGAACGGAAAGGACUUCAAGGGCCAAGACCUCUACGUUGGCCGUGCACAGAAGAAGCACGAGCGUGAGGAAGAGCUUCGCAAGUCCUACGAGGCCGCUCGCAUUGAGAAAGCAUCCAAGUACCAGGGUGUCAACCUCUAUGUGAAGAACCUCGACGACGAAGUUGAUGACGACAAGCUUCGUGAGCUUUUCACACCUUUUGGCGCGAUCACUUCUGCUAAGGUCAUGCGUGACUCCGCUGCCGAGACUGCCGAGGCUGAGAAGAAGGAAGAGGAAAAGAACAAGGAGAAUAAGAAGGAAGAUGAGAGUGAGGAGCCCGAGGCCGAGGCCGAGGCUGAAAAGGAGGAUUCCGAGAAAAAGGAUGCAUCCAAGUCCGAGAAGCGUACAUUGGGCAAGAGCAAAGGUUUCGGAUUCGUCUGCUUCAACAACCCCGAUGAGGCCACCAAGGCUGUCGCUGACAUGAAUCAACGUAUGGUCAACGGAAAGCCACUUUACGUUGCUCUUGCUCAGCGCAAGGAUGUUCGAAAGAGCCAGCUGGAGGCCAGCAUUCAAGCUCGCAACCAGAUCCGUAUGCAGCAAGCCGCCGCCGCUGCAGGUAUGCCCCAACAGUACAUGCAAGCUCCCAUGUUUUAUCCUCCUGGCCAACAGCCCGGUUUCAUCCCACAGGCUGGUGGACGUGGCGGUAUGCCUUUCCCUCAACCUGGCAUGCCCCUUCCUGGUGCUCAAGGUGGCCGCCCUGGUCAAUUUGCCGGUGGUUUCCCUCCACAAGGUCGCGGUGGCCCAGGCCCUCAGCAACUUCCUCCCAACAUGUAUGGAAUGCCCGGCCAAUUCCCUGGCGGAGCACAAUACCAGCAGAAUAACCCUCAGUUUAUUGCUGCGAUGCAACAGGCUCAGCAAGCUGCUACUCUUAUGGGUGGUCGCGGAGGACCAGGUGCUCGACCAAUGGCAAACUUACCAGGUAUGCCACCCAACAUGGCUCCUCUUCAAGCUGUCGGUCAGCAAGGGGUUCCAGGUUUCCCUCAAGGGGGUAGACAGGGAGGUAUUGCUGGACGAGGUGGUGCCCAAGCUGGUCGUCCUGGACAGUUUCAAGGUGGCUUCCCUCCUCAAGCUGGACGUGGCAUGCCUCCUCAGGGGCCUCCUGGCGCUGAUGCCGGUGCUUCGGCCUUCCAAUCGCACCUUGCAACUGUUCCCCAGGCGCAACAGAAACAGCUUCUCGGUGAGGCUCUCUUCCCCAAGAUCCAAGUCAUGCAGCCAGAAUUGGCAGGAAAGAUCACCGGUAUGCUUUUGGAGAUGGAGAAUUCUGAAUUGGUCAAUCUGAUCGAGGAUGAGUCUGCUCUUCGGGCCAAGGUAGAUGAGGCUCUCAACGUCUACGAUGAAUACGUUAAGAACAACAAGGGUGCUGAUGGAGAGGGCGAGGGUGGUGAAGUGCAGGAAGGCGAGAAAUCCGAAGAGAAGGCUUGA
Messenger RNA from Lachnellula hyalina, 2373 nucleotides. It is a transcript of the gene PAB1, whose product is annotated as Polyadenylate-binding protein, cytoplasmic and nuclear. NCBI's taxonomy places the organism in Eukaryota, Fungi, Ascomycota, Leotiomycetes, Helotiales, Lachnaceae. The coding region runs from base 1 to 2373 and encodes 790 amino acids. The record is from RefSeq and is a predicted model, not a curated record. Gene Ontology annotation, cellular component: ribonucleoprotein complex. The transcript is spliced from 2 exons. Gene Ontology annotation, molecular function: RNA binding.